ACCUCCUCAUAGAUUUUUCCUUGAAUCAUGAGAGAUGAAAUUGCAACAACAGUUUUCUUUGUCACAAGACUGGUGAAAAAACACGAUAAAUUGAGUAAACAGCAAGUAGAAAACUUUGCAGAAAAGCUGAUGACCAUCUUGUUUGAAACAUACAGAAGUCACUGGCACUCUGAUUGCCCUUCUAAAGGGCAAGCCUUCAGGUGUAUCAGGAUAAACAAUAGUCAGAAUAAAGAUCCCAUUCUACAAAGGGCUUGUGCUGAAAGUAAUGUAGACUUUUCUCACCUGGGACUUCCAAAGGAGAUGACUAUAUGGGUAGAUCCCUUUGAAGUUUGCUGUAGGUAUGGUGAGAAAAACCAUCCAUUUACAAUUGCUUCUUUCAAAGGCAGAUGGGAGGAAUGGGAACUCUCCCAACAAGUCAGUUAUGCUGUGAGUAGAGCCACACUAGACUACUCCUCUGGCAAUUCCUCCGAUGAGGAAAGUAGUAACAAAGAACCUCAGAUAAUUCCUAAAGUCAGCAAUCCAAAGAGUAUCUAUCAGGUUGAAAACUUGAAACAGCCUUUUCAAUCUUGGUUCCAAAUCACCCGCAAAAAGAAUAUGGCGAAUGGCCGUAUGGCCCUCCUAGGAAAUACUCACCAUGUGUUACAUAAGAACCUUAAGGGUCACAGGCCUGCUGCUGUACCCCGGGUGGACAGAAAUCUUUAACUCCACAUCUGGGGCUGAAUUUACAGUACCUGAUAGAAGAAGGAAUCUUGGAAGACAUUGUCUGAGGCUUCCAUGGCAGGAAGACUAGAAGCAAUCUGCAAGUUUAUUUCUGGAGCCUGAAAAGAAUAAUAAACAAAGAAACAAAA
This is a messenger RNA of Pteropus alecto (black flying fox), 848 nucleotides long. It is a transcript of the gene BTG4, whose product is annotated as BTG anti-proliferation factor 4. Gene Ontology annotation, biological process: negative regulation of mitotic cell cycle; negative regulation of cell population proliferation. The transcript has 5 exons. Gene Ontology annotation, cellular component: nucleus; cytoplasm. Bases 28 to 702 code for a protein of 224 amino acids. Lineage: Eukaryota; Metazoa; Chordata; Mammalia; Chiroptera; Pteropodidae. The record is from RefSeq and is a predicted model, not a curated record.